Messenger RNA from Paramisgurnus dabryanus, 488 nucleotides. RefSeq names its product lens epithelial protein (gene lenep). Lineage: Eukaryota; Metazoa; Chordata; Actinopteri; Cypriniformes; Cobitidae. Gene Ontology annotation, biological process: multicellular organism development. The record is from RefSeq and is a predicted model, not a curated record.
UAGAUAGGAUGUGAACAGUUAGCUGGCAUUUUCCUGAGCUGAAUAAAACCUAUUUUACACUACAGCCACGUGCAUGCUUCACCAGCCCAGAGCAAGCAGAGCUAGGAAAGCACAUUCAGAGAAAGUCUGAUUCGACUGGACGCUCCAGAUUCAUUUGACACCAUUCCAUUAAGCUUGACCAAGAUAAAGUGGAUACCCACAGCACGCAACAAACAGGGUCCCGGCCCGCUAUCCUAAAGUUAUUGCCUUCCAGUGUUGUUCACGCUCUCCAGUCGACUGUGGCGCGUGGGAGCAAUAUGCACCCACAGCGCCCAUUCACCCAGGCCAUGCCCUCUUCACUGGGCCGAAAUUUGAGAGAUGCGGCCCUGGGGAUGGGCCAUGGCAAGAAUCUGCUGGGUGGAAAUGUGGCCUAUGGGGUUAUCCAGUCUCUUAAAGAGUGCCUCUACUUACUGCUUUGUUGCUGGUGUAUCAAAGAAAUACUGGACUAA